AUGAAUGUAAGGACCUAUAUGAAGAACAAGAGCUGCUACGUUAUACUCUAUGUGGCGAAACUGGCGGAGAAACAUGCGAUUCCGAUGCACCCUCGUUUGUCAAAAGCGCCAUCGGAAAUGUCGGUCCUAAUCCCCUUGCUGGAAGUGAAUUCAAAGCCAUCAGUAUUGUUUACGAAACGAUCCAUUCAUUUGAAGAGUCACCGAGGUGAAGUGUGCUUCCCAGGUGGUAGAAUGGAAAAGGGAGAAUCUAUCGAACAAUCGUCUUCACGCCGUACCACGUCACUUCAUAAGACCUAG
This is a messenger RNA of Cooperia oncophora, 297 nucleotides long. NCBI's taxonomy places the organism in Eukaryota, Metazoa, Nematoda, Chromadorea, Rhabditida, Trichostrongylidae. The record is from the annotation of a GenBank genome assembly.